AUGUCAGAUUUGAUUGAUUAUGUCCAGGGCUCGUCUGAUUACAACAGUACGGAUGGCGUAGAUAUGGUCACAGAAAUUAUGUAUGAUAUGAAAAAGUACAACAUUGUCAACGAUGUGCUACCUCCACCGAACCAUGAGGAUCUUCAUGUCAUGAUAAUGGCCGUCUCCUAUCUGCUCCUUUUCUUGUUAGGUACCUGCGGAAACGUGGCAGUACUAACAACAAUCUACCAUGUCAUCCGUUCGUCUCGUGCUACACUGGAUAACACUCUGAUCUAUGUCAUAGUCUUGUCAUGUGUGGAUUUUGGAGUAUGCUUAUCACUUCCGAUUACUGUAAUCGAUCAGAUUCUCGGCUUCUGGAUGUUUGGAAAGAUCCCAUGCAAACUUCAUGCCGUUUUUGAGAAUUUCGGAAAAAUCCUGAGCGCUCUAAUUCUGACGGCGAUGAGUUUCGAUCGAUACGCCGGGGUGUGUCAUCCGCAGCAGAAAUUUUUGAGGUCCCGAAAUUUCGCAAUCACUAUUUUGUUGGCACCUGGAACCUUGACCCGAAUGAAAAUCGAAAAAUGCACGGUGGAUAUCGACUCUUCUAUGUUUACGGCGUUUACGAUUUAUCAAAGCUCUCAAAUUCCAUUUUUGCACAUUUCCCUGUACACUUUGGCCGUCGCCUGCUUCUAUUUCCUCUGCUGGACACCGUUCUGGAUGGCAACACUUUUCGCAGUUUAUCUAGAAAAUUCAGCAAAUUCGGCGAGUGUACCGCCCGUUUUUGUGUAUAUCAUGUACUUUAUACACGCAUUACCAUUCACCAAUUCAGCUGUCAAUUGGAUUCUUUAUGGCGCGCUCAACGGACAACUGCAACACAGAUACCGUUCCAAUCGUAAUUCCAGUUCAAUGAGGAAAACGACAACGACGACAGCAUCGACAGCACUUCUGGACAGGAAACUGGUUUCAUUACAGACAAAUUCGAAUUCUAAUUAUCAGGUAAACGGCUCGAUGAACUCCCUAACAGCCAUCCAAGCUCCGCCCACCAGCCUAGCUAACGGAUAUACGCAUCCUGAGAUGGCUACAGUAGCCACGUCGACAAAUGAAGAUGAAUUGGAAAUGGAUGUGGUAGAUGUACGACUUCUGAGUAGCCAUAACCCCACAUUUCUUUGA
This is a messenger RNA of Caenorhabditis briggsae, 1146 nucleotides long. RefSeq names its product Protein CBR-NPR-17 (gene Cbr-npr-17). Gene Ontology annotation, cellular component: neuron projection; membrane. Lineage: Eukaryota; Metazoa; Nematoda; Chromadorea; Rhabditida; Rhabditidae. The record is from RefSeq and is a predicted model, not a curated record. The coding region runs from base 1 to 1146 and encodes 381 amino acids. Gene Ontology annotation, biological process: G protein-coupled receptor signaling pathway. Gene Ontology annotation, molecular function: G protein-coupled receptor activity; peptide binding. The transcript has 8 exons.